AUGUCCGCCGUCGAAAAAGCAAAGCAAGCCGCCGCAAAGGUCGCCGUGACCAACCACUACCCGAAAGACGCCCGCUGGGUCGGCAUUGGCAGCGGCACGACAAUCGUCUACGUUGUCGAGGCCAUCAAGGCUCUCGGCGUGGACACCUCCGCCACGAAAUACGUCCCGACCGGUUACCAGUCCAAGCAGCUGAUUAUCAAUGCUGGUCUGACGGCUGUGGAGUUCGAUGGCAUUCCCCCGGGAACGAUUCUCGACGUUGCGUUCGACGGCGCGGACGAGGUCGAUGAAGAUUUGAACUGCAUCAAGGGUGGUGGUGCUUGUUUGUUCCAGGAGAAGAUCGUCGCUAUGCAGGCUCGGGAGUUUAUUUGCGUUGCUGACCACCGCAAGCUCCAGCCCCGCCUCCUCACUAACUGGAAGACUAUCCCCAUUGAAGUCGCCCCCAUUGCCGCCCACCGUGUUAUUACCAAGCUGCAGGAACUCGGCAGUAUCGAUCCUAUCAUCCGGCCCUCUGCUAGUGCCAAGGAAGGUCCUCUCAAGACUGAUCAGGGCUUUUUCAUUAUUGAUGCUCCUUUCCCUCCUAUGCUGAUCAAGUCCGAUCUCGCCGCUGGCCAGGAGGGUAACGGCAAGGAGAGCAUCUGGGCUGUUGAUGUUCUCUCUCGCAAGAUCAAGGAGAUUGCUGGUGUGCUUGAGGUCGGUAUCUUCAGUGGCUUGACUGGGCCCGAGGCUUCUGCUGCUGGUGGUAUUGGUGGACAGAGACCUGUUGCAGCUUACUUCGGUAUGGCUGAUGGAUCUGUCUCGGUCCGCAAGGCUCAGUAG
Messenger RNA from Penicillium antarcticum, 816 nucleotides. Its product is annotated as ribose-5-phosphate isomerase RKI1. Gene Ontology annotation, biological process: D-ribose metabolic process; pentose-phosphate shunt, non-oxidative branch. Bases 1 to 816 code for a protein of 271 amino acids. NCBI's taxonomy places the organism in Eukaryota, Fungi, Ascomycota, Eurotiomycetes, Eurotiales, Aspergillaceae. Gene Ontology annotation, cellular component: intracellular membrane-bounded organelle. The record is from RefSeq and is a predicted model, not a curated record. The transcript has 2 exons. Gene Ontology annotation, molecular function: ribose-5-phosphate isomerase activity.